Molecule: messenger RNA, 2029 nt
Organism: Thamnophis sirtalis
Lineage: Eukaryota; Metazoa; Chordata; Lepidosauria; Squamata; Natricidae
Source: RefSeq, a predicted model, not a curated record
AACAACAACGAGGUUGCGGCUGUUCGUGAUAACCUUCCCGUGUACUCCGCAGUAGAUUCAUAAUAAUUCAUAUGAUGAUAUUUCGGGCUACUAUUGAAUAUUAGGAUCCUGCAGAACAUCUGAAGUUUCUUCUGCUUUCUGAUCCUACCUGCACCGGGAUAUAAAGCUAAAAAUCCCGGAAAUGUUUUACGAUGAAGAUAAUGUAAACCUUUAUGUGACUGCCAAACAAAUAAAUUGCCGGGCAUUUUAUUGCCAGUUGUCAUUUAAUUUGAGGAACGAAAAAUUGUAUUACGGUUUUUAAAAGAUUUUCAUGAGGAUUGUCUUCCUCCACUUAGAGCUCGUAUUUCCGAGAACUUGAUUCCCUUCCAAGAAGGAGGUUCUUCAACAAUCAGAAUUGCCAAAGGGUUUAAAAUCUCAACAAUGCCGUACCUUGGUUCAGAGGAUACAGUGAAGGAGCUGAAGAGAGCCCUGUCCAACCCUCAUGUGCAAACUGACCAUCUUCGCUAUAGAAAUGUUAUCCAACGAGUGAUCAGACAUAUGACCCAAGGUGUAGAUGUAUCCAGUGUUUUUAUGGAGAUGGUUAAAGCAAGUGCUACCAUAGACAUUGUCCAAAAGAAGCUAGUGUACUUGUAUAUGUGUACAUAUGCUCCUUUGAAGCCUGAUCUAGCUCUUUUAGCUAUCAAUACUCUGUGCAAAGACUGUUCAGACCCCAACCCUAUGGUUAGAGGUCUGGCCCUGCGCAGCAUGUGCAGUCUGAGGAUGCCUGGCAUACAAGAAUAUAUUCAGCAGCCAAUCCUGAAUGGUCUGCGAGACAAAGCUUCUUAUGUAAGGAGAGUAGCUGUCCUUGGAUGUGCAAAGAUGCAGAAACUUCAAGGAGACUGUGAAGUGGAUGGUGCACUAAUUAAUGAGUUAUAUAGUUUGCUUCGAGAUCAGGAUCCCAUUGUAGUGGUAAAUUGUCUGAGGGCUCUUGAGGAAAUUCUGGCACAUGAAGGAGGAGUUGUCAUCAACAAACCCAUUGCCCACCAUCUUCUUAACAGGAUGCCAGAUCUGGAUCAGUGGGGGCAGAGUGAGGUGUUGACUUUUCUGCUGCGAUAUAAACCCCACUGUGAAGAAGAGCUUUUUGAUAUCCUGAAUUUACUUGAUGGAUACCUUAAAAACAGCAGUUCCAGUGUCGUGAUGUCUGCCACAAAACUCUUCUUGGUGCUGGCUAGAGAAUUCCCGCAUGUCCAGGCAGAUGUGCUUGUAAGAGUUAAAGGUCCACUCCUAACAGCAUGCACAUCUGGGAGUAGAGAACUCUGCUUCACUGCUUUGUGUCAUGUACGGCAGAUAAUAGACAGCCUUCCUGGCCAUUUCAGUAGCCAAUAUAAGAAGUUCUUCUGUUCUUACUCAGAACCACAUUAUAUCAAGUGCCAGAAAAUGGAAGUGCUGUGCAAGUUGGUGAAUGAUGAAAAUGUUCAGCCUAUAUUGGAGGAAUUGAGAGACUACUGCACUGAUGUGUCAGCAGAGCUUGCCCGGGCAGCAAUAUUUGCCAUAGGAAAUAUUGCAAGAACCUACUCAGAACAAUGUGUGAGGAUUCUAACAGAACUCCUUGAACUGAAGCAAGAACAUAUAACAUCAGCGGUAGUACAGGUGUUCCGAGAUCUGGUAUGGUUGUGUCCACAGUGUAUAGAGUGUGUGGCCCAGUCUUUGUCUGGCUGUGAAGAGAUCAUCCAGGACAGUGAGGGAAAGCAAGCAUUAAUCUGGCUUCUGGGUGUGCAUGGAGAAAGAGUUCCCAAUGCCCCUUAUAUAUUAGAAGAUUUUGUGGAGAAUGUAAAAUCGGAACCAUUCUCAGUUGUCAAGCUGGAACUACUGAUGGCUGUGGCCCGGCUCUUCAUAGCACGUCCUGCUGAAUGUCAGGAUACUCUGGGUCGAUUACUUUAUUAUUGCAUUGGUAAGUCUGUUACUUCUAUGGCGGUUGCUAUAGCGUGAAUUAGAUGAAAGACAACAGUUAUGUCCUGUUUCCCCGAAAAUAAGACCUUCCCAGAUAAUA